Messenger RNA from Fukomys damarensis (Damara mole-rat), 1179 nucleotides. RefSeq names its product arrestin 3 (gene Arr3). The record is from RefSeq and is a predicted model, not a curated record. Gene Ontology annotation, molecular function: G protein-coupled receptor binding. Gene Ontology annotation, biological process: G protein-coupled receptor internalization; visual perception; signal transduction. NCBI's taxonomy places the organism in Eukaryota, Metazoa, Chordata, Mammalia, Rodentia, Bathyergidae.
AUGUCUUGGCACCUGCUUUAUGCCAGGGUGUUUAAGAAGACCAGCUCCAAUGGGAAGCUUUCUAUCUACCUGGGAAAACGGGACUUCGUGGACCACGUGGACUCGGUGGAACCCACUGAUGGUGUAAUCCUGGUUGACCCCGAUUACUUAAAAGGUUGAAAGAUGUUCAUCAUGUUGACAUGUGCUUUUCACUAUGGCCAUGAUGACUUGGAUGGUAUUGGUCUGAAAUUCCACAAAGAUCUGCAUAUACAGGCUCAGCAAGUGGUUCCAGCUGAGCUCAACAGCCCCCAGGUGCCCCUCACAGUUUUACAGGAGCAACUGCUGCACAAGCUGGAGGACAAUGCCUACCCCUUUACCCUUAAGGUUGCCAACCUGCCCUGUUCAGUGACACCGCAGCCAGGUCACAAAGAUGCAGGAAAGGCUUGUGGGGUUGACUUUGAAGUGAAGAGUUUCUGUGCUGAAAACCUGGAGGAGAAAAUCUCUAAGAAUGAUACUGUGAGGCUGGUUGUCCAGAAAGUACAGUUUGCACCCUUGGAGCUGGGCCCCUAUGCCCAGACCAUCCACCGCUUCCUUCUGUCAGCUCAGCCCCUACAACUCCCUGGAUGGACAGGGAGGUUAGUUCACUACCAUGGAGAACCCAUUUCUGUCAGUGUUUCUAUCAACAACUGCACCAACAAAGUCAUCAAAAAACUGGCUUGUUCAGUUGACCACAUCACAGACGUUGUCCUCUACUCACUAGACAAGUACACCAAGACUGUGUUCAUUCAGGAAUUCACGUGAACUAUAGCUGCUAACUACAAUUUCUCUCAGAGCUUUGCACUCACCCCACUCCUGGCCAACUGUCAGAAACAAGGCCUGGCACUGGAUGGCAAACUCAAGCAUGAAGAUACCCAUCUGGCCUCUAGCACAAUUCUUCGACCUGGAAUGAACAAGGAGCUGCUGGGGAUCCUGGUGUCCUACAAAGUCAGAGUCAACCUGAUGGUGUCUGGAGACAUCCUAAGAGAUCUGAUAGCCAGUGAUGUUGGUGUUGAGCUGCCCCUGAUCCUGAUCCACCCAAAGCCAUCUCACCAAGCGGCUAGCUCUGAGGACACAGUCAUCGAGGAUUUUACCAAGCAGGAGCAAGGCGGCCGCGCCGAGACGCAGCAGGCUCUGGCGGCGGAGGGAGAUGAGGAGAAUUGA